Molecule: messenger RNA, 4531 nt
Organism: Darwinula stevensoni
Lineage: Eukaryota; Metazoa; Arthropoda; Ostracoda; Podocopida; Darwinulidae
Source: the annotation of a GenBank genome assembly
UUUGAUCAAAUGUUGCAGGUUGCCUCUGAAGUGUCAGAAGGUUCUAUAACAAGGAUUUACACUUGGAAAUGGGUGUUAAACAAAAGGAUAAGAUGCUAUGGGUGAUCAGUAUGGUUCUAUCUAUGCUGAUGCUUGUAAAUGGCUAUCCCAGGAUAUCGGAACAUGAAAUUAAAACACAGAAAAAGAAUCUUACGAUUGACAUCCUAAUGCCUGGUGCACAUCCAAGUGAGGAAGAUUCAUACAUAUGCACAUCCUGGCUCUCUGAAAUGGAAGACACUGUUUAUAUAACAAAGUUUGAACCCCUUGCCAGUGCUGAUGUUGUACACCACAUGCUUGUCUUCCUCUGUUCAGAUGCUAAAAGCCCUGGAACAAAAUGGGAUUGUGGGCAUCACCAGACCUGUGAAGAAUCCAAAAUUAUGUUUGCCUGGGCUAAAAAUGCCCCACCUCUCACCCUUCCUCCUGAUGUUGGUUUCCGUGUAACCCCAGGGUCAUACAUCACUGUACAGAUUCAUUAUGCCAAGGUGUUUUCAUCAGCUGAGCCACCUGACAGCAGUGGCAUUCGACUUCAUGUCAGCUAUGAAAAACCAAAAAACAUUGCAGGGAUCUACCUUAUGGUGGCUUCAGACAUCCGAAUCCCCCCCAACAAAGAGAUUGUGCAUUCAGACGUCAACUGCUUCUCUGAGUCGACAGAUGCCCCUAUUUAUGUGUUUGGCUAUCGCACUCAUGCCCAUGUUCUUGGGAAGGUCAUCACAGGUUAUCUGUACAAUGCCACUGCACAUGAGUUUCGGGAAUUUGCUCGUGGAAAUCCUCAAUGGCCACAGGCCUUUUAUCCUGUCAGUAAGCCCCUCAAAAUCACUUCUGAGGAUGUGAUAGUUGCUCGAUGUACCUACAGCUCUGUUGGCCGAAACCGCUGGACCUAUGUUGGCAUGACCCACAAUGAUGAGAUGUGCAAUCUAUAUCUGAUGUACUACACGGAUGCCAUAAGAGGAGAACCUUUCUUUCGUUGCAUGGACCAACAGAUCGCGCUUGCCAAACCCAUUCCAGCUGAUUCAGACACCCCUCCUCCUGAUAAUCCAAACUUUGAGGAGCUUGCAAAGGGGAAGAAUCUUGGGCAAGUUCAGGCAUACACAUAUGCUAUGGAGAAUGAGCGAGGAUCAGAGAGCACUUCACAAGCACCCUCUCUUCUGUACAACUACUACAAGGAGGAGCCUCGCCAAGGGAGGGACUUUGACAACCGGAAUGGUUAUCGUGAAGUUAAAGGAUGGGCAAACUUUGGCAUUGAGUUGGGGCAGGUGACUGCUGUGUCCUUGGAUCCUCUUGGAAGAGUGGUUCUCUUCCACAGAGGAGAUCGUGUCUGGGACGGGACAACCUUUGACCUCCGGAACCGCUUGCGGAAUGCCAACAGGGGUCCCAUCUCUUCCGACACCAUCUUAAUCCUUCAACCUAGUGAUGGACAUCUCCUGGAAUCUUGGGGCAAAGACAAAUUCUACCUGCCACAUGGCCUGGUGAUUGACCAGUCAGGGAACUAUUGGCUCACUGAUGUUGGGAUGCAUCAAAUUUUCAAGUACUCUCCUAAGGGAGAUAUUCUCCUCACUCUGGGUGAGAAGUUGGUUCCAGGAGGGGAUCGGGACCAUUUCUGCAAGCCGACUGAUGUUGCUGUCCUUAAGGAUGGGACAUUCUUUGUCUCUGAUGGCUACUGUAAUCGUCGUGUGAUCAAAUACAGUCCUGGAGGUCAGAGGAUCAUGGAAAUUGGUCGUGCAGGCUCUGAUGCUGGAGGUUUCUUGGCAGGACUGUUUCGUAAUCCAGGUCCUACAGACUUCCUCAUCCCCCACAAUUUGGCCAUGGACCAUGGAAGGGGAAUUCUAUUUGUGGCUGAUAGAGAGCAUGGUCGCAUUGAGGCAUUCACUACAAACAAUAUGACUGCCAUUGGCAGCAUCUCUUUCCCUGAAGCUGCUGGCAAGGUUUAUGCUGUUGAUUUCCUCCCCCAAUUCGGUGGACUGUUGUUUGCUGUCAAUGGUCCAAAUGUGUUCCGCCCGAUGAAGGCAUUUGUGAUUCGUCCUCGUGACAGUAAGGUGCUGGCCUCAUUUGCACCAGAUAAGGGGAGUCUUGCAGGUCCCCAUGACAUAUGUGUCUCUCCUGAUGGCACUUCUGUCUAUGUGGCAGAGAUCCAGUCUCCCCAAGUCUGGAAGUUUUCUUUAGUGAGUGGCAUGGGGAAAAAGUCUGAGGAUGAGACCCCUGCUCGCCCACUCAGAGCAGAUGAAAGACCCAUAAGUCCUUCUCCAGAGGAGAUGACUAAUGAUGCUGUGAAGGUAUCAAAGUUUGCUGUGAAAGAGGAUACCAGUCAAGGGAUUGUAUUGCCAGCAUUCUUGGCACUUCUUCUCCUUGUUGUGGUUCUUGCUGUUGUCAUUGUUUAUCGAAAGAGAUCUCAGCACCGUAAGAGUGUGAAAGCAUACACAAAGACAGAGAAGUUUGCAGAACGACAUGAGGGAUUCCGGAAGCUGAACACGCAUGACACAGAUGAUGACGACAGUGGAGACAGUGACACCGAGGUCUUCAAUCGGGCCAGCACUGUCCGCCAGUGAUGCCAUCAUCCAUCAGUGAUGUCUUAUCCUGUUCUGAGUCUGCAUUUGUCUGCCUCAAUGGCCUGUUUUACACUGGGAGGGAUCUGCACAGCUUCUGGCUAUGAGACAUACCUUCCUUUCAGUACUAUAUGGAGUACUUGUGUGAUGAUCUUGCCAAGGUAGACAGACAAACAUGUCUGCUAGGUGUUCACCAUCGUGAUGCUGACUUUAUUGCUUUGUUUCAAUUCAUGUGAUGACCCAAGAGUAGUUGUACUUGAAACACAUACAUUCCUGUAGCAAGCUAGUCUUUUUUCUCUCAUGGUAUAGUAGACUGCCAACUUUCGUAAAACUGCUUUACAAUAUUUCAUUGUCCAAAUGGCAUUCAAAUCAGAACUAUUUGUUUGUGUUCCUUUUCUAUGGUUGUAGAUCUGCUUCAAACAGAUGGUAAGUACUGUACCUGAUGUGAACUGGAUGGUGAUUGAUUUAAGCUGGAUUUAUUUUUCUGAUGCAUAUUUAGUGAAAAGUCUCUUUGUGGACUCUAUUGCUUCCUGUCUUUCACAUAGUUCUUCAAGAAUAUAUAUUGUAAACCCUAUCAACACCUGUAUACAGAAUCUAGGGAACUUAUUUCGAGCAUUUGUACAGUAUUUUGGUGGAAUAAGUUCAGUGUGCAACAGAACACUAUGAUUGUGUGAGUUUCUUAUGCAUAUUGUUAUGUAGAUUAAUCCAAGUUCACUCUACUGCCUCCAAAUCUCAACCAGUGAUCUUGAAAGUGCACACCUUCUCUAGUAUCUAAUAAUGUAUAAAAUAUAUUCAGGGACUGAAGGCUAUUAGGGAUCUUUACUCUUCAAAAACUUAAGAGUAAGUACAUUGACUAUUACCUUCUCAAGCAAAAGUUUGUAAUUCAGGCCCAGGGUCUAGAGAAGUUCUCUGGAAAGAAAGUCCCAUAGCAUUAGUUGGAAUUUUUAAAUCUUGCAGUUGACUACCCUUUGCCCUUACACUAUAGUAAUUCUUGCAUCUUGCUUAGAUACUGAGGUUCAAGUUGAGAUUCUGGCAUUUAUGAAAUCAUGAUGGGAUAUCCUGUUGCAAAUGAUUAGAUUGUAGUGAAUGAAACCAUGAAAGUGGUUCCUAUAGUAUGUCAGAAUUUUACACAUUCUUGAAAUAUAAUUUUAUCUGCUGGUCCUACCUCUGGUCCAUGCAGUAUUCUCUGUGAUAAUGAGAACAUUUCUGCAUUUUACUGUUCACCAAAAAUUGUAUAUGGAUUCAUUGCUACAGCCUUUGCAGCUGCCUAUGAAUAUUCCUUUGCCUUUGCUUUUAGUGUUAUAUUUAAAUAAUAAAAAAAGAGUUUGUCUCAUUUAACUGGAGUGCUAAAUAAGUAAUGGUGAAGUUCAUUUCAAUCUGCAUCAGAUUGUGACUUGUGAUAUGCCCAUCAUUGAUAUGGAUCUGCCCAGAUCUAGCUGACAAUGUCAGACACUGCCUUUGUGAUGUUAGGUUUUGAAAUUUACUUUUAGAUCUGAACCUUCUUCAGGUCCAUUCAGUACUCUUUUUAUGACUGACCAUUCCUGCUAUUUUCUUUUGAACAAUUAUGAACAAGUUCCUUGCCACAAUGCUUCAACUGCCUGUUCUGCCCCUGCUUUCAGUGUUUUGAAAAAGUGUGUAUUGUCUGAUUGAAAUGCUAAAUCAUUAGGGUGGAUUGGAGUCAGCAUAAUUAGAAAAUGAUUCUAUGCUCACCUUGUGAUGACCAAUCAGUGUCUUCUGCCUUUAUUAUGCACUUCAGAAUUUUCUCAAUGGUUUCCAUCAUGCCAUUCAAUUUUAUUUGGUAAAUUCUUCUUGGAAAAUUGAACUCAGUGUAUGGUUGUGUUGUAACCUUUUAACUUCUACAUUCGGUUCUGCAUGCCGACCAAUUCUCCUUGCAUGUGAUAUUGUGCUUGUCAGAGGAAAAGGGGAAUAAAUGUGACAUGAGUGAUGAGGUG